Messenger RNA from Rattus rattus (black rat), 1548 nucleotides. Its product is annotated as pancreatic alpha-amylase. Bases 22 to 1548 code for a protein of 508 amino acids. Gene Ontology annotation, biological process: carbohydrate metabolic process. The record is from RefSeq and is a predicted model, not a curated record. The transcript is spliced from 10 exons. Gene Ontology annotation, molecular function: cation binding; alpha-amylase activity. NCBI's taxonomy places the organism in Eukaryota, Metazoa, Chordata, Mammalia, Rodentia, Muridae.
CACUGACAACUUCAAAGCAAAAUGAAGUUCGUUCUGCUCCUUUCCCUCAUUGGGUUCUGCUGGGCUCAAUAUGACCCACACACUACGGACGGGAGGACUGCUAUCGUCCACCUGUUCGAGUGGCGCUGGGCUGACAUUGCCAAGGAAUGUGAGCGAUACUUAGCACCUAAGGGAUUUGGAGGGGUGCAGGUCUCUCCACCCAAUGAAAAUAUUAUAAUUAAUAACCCAUCAAGGCCUUGGUGGGAAAGAUAUCAACCAAUCAGCUACAAAAUUUGCACAAGGUCUGGAAAUGAAAAUGAUUUCAAAGACAUGGUGACAAGGUGCAACAAUGUUGGUGUCCGGAUUUAUGUGGAUGCUGUCAUUAAUCACAUGUGUGGCUCGGGCAAUAGUGCAGGAACACACAGUACCUGUGGAAGUUACUUCAAUCCUAAUAACAGGGAAUUCUCAGCAGUUCCAUACUCUGCUUGGGAUUUUAACGAUAAUAAAUGUAAUGGAGAAAUUAAUAACUACAAUGAUGCCAAUCAGGUCAGAAACUGUCGUCUGUCUGGCCUUCUGGAUCUUGCACUCGAUAAAGAUUAUGUUCGUACCAAGGUGGCUGAUUACAUGAACCAUCUCAUUGACAUUGGUGUAGCGGGGUUCAGACUUGACGCUGCUAAACACAUGUGGCCUGGAGACAUAAAGGCAGUUUUGGACAAACUUCAUAAUCUAAAUACAAAAUGGUUCUCCCAAGGAAGCAGGCCUUUCAUUUUCCAAGAGGUCAUUGACCUUGGUGGUGAGGCAAUUAAAGGUAGUGAGUACUUUGGAAAUGGCCGCGUGACAGAAUUCAAGUAUGGUGCAAAACUUGGCACAGUUAUUCGCAAAUGGAAUGGAGAGAAGAUGUCUUACUUAAAGAACUGGGGAGAAGGUUGGGGUUUUGUGCCUACUGACAGAGCCCUUGUGUUUGUGGACAACCAUGACAAUCAGCGAGGACAUGGUGCUGGAGGAGCAUCCAUCCUGACUUUCUGGGAUGCUAGAAUGUAUAAAAUGGCAGUUGGAUUUAUGUUGGCUCAUCCUUAUGGAUUCACGAGAGUAAUGUCAAGUUACCGAUGGGCAAGAAAUUUCCAGAAUGGAAAAGAUGUGAAUGACUGGAUUGGACCACCUAAUAACAAUGGAGUAACAAAAGAAGUGACCAUUAAUGCAGACACCACUUGUGGCAAUGACUGGGUUUGUGAACAUAGAUGGCGUCAAAUCAGGAACAUGGUUGCCUUCAGGAAUGUAGUCAAUGGUCAGCCUUUUUCAAACUGGUGGGAUAAUGGCAGCAACCAAGUGGCUUUUGGCAGAGGAAACAGAGGAUUCAUUGUCUUUAAUAAUGAUGACUGGGCUUUGUCAAGCACUCUACAGACUGGUCUUCCUGCCGGCACAUAUUGUGAUGUCAUUUCUGGAGACAAAGUCAAUGGCAAUUGCACUGGACUUAAAGUAAAUGUUGGCAGUGAUGGCAAAGCUCACUUUUCUAUUAGUAACUCUGCCGAAGACCCAUUCAUUGCAAUCCAUGCUGACUCAAAGUUGUAA